GUGUGCAGAGGUGGAGGACAGAGAGAGAUGCUGCACCUGUGCUCGAUCACCUGAGUGGAGACGGAGGAAGAGCAAAGGAGAAGGAGCAUGGUGGGACACUUUCACAUCUGACAGAAACUUCUUCAGGCAGAUCGUCAAACCUGAGGUCCGUCCUCCAGUCCCUCUGUCGGUGCCAUCAUGGCGGACUCAAGCUGGUGGAAGCUGACCUUCUCACGCAAGAAGAAAUCUGAGCCCAAAGUUCUGUACGAGAUCCCAGCGGAGCACGGCAGCAACAACAAGGAGCAACCGAACCCUCCCGCAGACAACAAGGACAGCCAGUUCAACGCCAAGCUGGAGAAGAUCGUGGACAAGUCCGCCACCAAGGGACGCCACGUCAAGGUCUCCCACUCCGGUCGCUUCAAGGAGAAGAAGAAGGUCCGAGCCACGCUGGCCGAGAACCCGAGUCUGUUCGCGGAGCACCACCAGAGCAACGAGAACCAUAAAAAGAAGGCUGACAUUUAGUGGAUUGGAAACGUGUCAUAAACCACCUAGACACCCUUUGAAAGGAGUUCAGAAACGCCCGGGCAGAUACUGUAACCAACCGAUUCCACACACCGGAUCAGAAAACCAAUCUUUAGAUGAUCUCCGAUCACUUCUGGAGGCAACUUCCUUCAGAUUUUAAGGAGAUAAAUCCAUAAACCAAACGUCUGUCAGCUUCCUGCUCCCUGUGGGGUUUCACACCCAUCAGCCACUUCAUUAGAUGCACCUCGCUGGUACCGGGCCGGACCCUCGCACGCCUCCAGAACUGCCGUCCUUCAGGGCAUAGAUUCAACAAGACGUUGGAGACGUUCCCCAGAGAUCUGGGCCCAUACGCCAUGAUGUGAAUCUCCUGGACCAAGACAUCCU
Messenger RNA from Nematolebias whitei (Rio pearlfish), 885 nucleotides. It is a transcript of the gene prr15lb, whose product is annotated as proline rich 15 like b. NCBI's taxonomy places the organism in Eukaryota, Metazoa, Chordata, Actinopteri, Cyprinodontiformes, Rivulidae. Bases 178 to 501 code for a protein of 107 amino acids. The record is from RefSeq and is a predicted model, not a curated record. The transcript is spliced from 2 exons.